GUGUUGGUAACAUUGUUGUCUAUACAUUUUUUUAAUAGGUAAGACUUUAAUCAUAUGACAGUCAGUCAUUUAUUUCCGAACAAAAUGGCUGUGACCAUGGUCCCCUUUUGGUUUUCCUUGAUUUUAUCCAUUAUUGGAACGAAUGCUGCGGGCGAAUUUAGCAUUCUAUACAGUCCAGACUCCCUAAGUUUUAAUGGACAAAGUAAAGUCUUGGAGAGUACCCUUAAGGAAGUGUUUUCAGCUUCUUGUGGACUCUCCGUGGAAGAGAACUCUGAAUGGAAUGGAUUGUCGAUAAUCGAUCCCUUUAACACGCCAGAGGCUGUUGUUGAAGUUUACAUUGAUGGUGUUUCUAGCCUUGGUAGUGCAGCCGGUUUAAAGUCAAAGACCUUCCCAUUGACUGUAGAUGAGUAUGAACCUGACACAUAUGAUGAACUCAAACACAGAAUCAAGCAGAGGUUCACAAACGGAGGCAACAAAUUGGUUAACUUUAACCUGAACAACCCGGAAGAUCUGGCAACUUACUCUGAUGUCUUUGGUGAAAUUGCUGUGCCCAAGGUCACAAAACAAAGCUUGCAACAUUUGAAAUACACAGUUGAAGAGGAUGUCCAAUUCUUGUAUGAGCUGGCUGUAUUGAAAGCAAUAACACAAAAGAUUGAAUCUGGAGUAGUAAGUGCAGACAACAUUAUUGACAUCUAUAACUUCAGAUUCCGUUCCCUGCAUGCCUUGUCAGACUUCCAUGGACCCAACUCCUUGCAAACUAAAGAGGCUAAGAAGUUGUUGGGUGAGGCGCUUGAAGAUCUUACUAAAGCAUUUGUAAAGGCCUAUGAUGGUUCAGCACUAGUCACAGCCGUUACUACCGAUGUUGCCCACACUCGUCGUGCUGUCCGUUCCCUUCCUGACAGAGUAGAACUGAAGAAUUCUACUGAAGACGAUGGAUAUUCCGCUGACUAUGCCGCAAUAUUCAAUAUUAUAUUGUGGUUCGGCGUAGUGUUCGCAUUCACGCUGGUCGCUAUCGUAUAUGCUCUGAUGGAUAUGGACCCUGGCAGGGAUUCCAUCAUCUACCGCAUGACAAGCACUAGGAUGAAGAAGGAUAACUAAAAAUGUAGUGUGUAAGGGCUGUUCAAAAAAUAGAGUACACUUUUGAAUAAGUUCUAACCGCAGUAUUAUAUAAAACAUUGCCCUUGUUACUCUACAAAGUUUCAUUUAGCAAUGAGUAAAAUGAAAACAAGUGUAAUGUAAAAACAAGUUCUGUCAUCUACUUGAAUUACCUAACUUAGUAGUAAGUUAUCUUGGCUUAUCAUGUUAUUGUGUUGGAUGUUUGUGUCGUUGAAAUAAUUAGGCAUCCAAGUCAACUAUCCAUUAUAAUACCAACCUACUUCUCGGUAUAAGUGUAAUGUCACAGACAUUGUAUAAAUAGUUUUAUUAGAUAUAUAAAAAUAACUUUGUUGAAAAUGUUAAAUAUUUUUAUUUAUUUUGAAUAUAAAUGUACAAAGUCGUCACCUAUAAGUUUGGUUCUGUGGUACCUACAUGAGUAAUGAAACUGCAAGAUGUUUUCAAGUUUGCUUGAAAUUAAUAAAGAAUUAAAACUCAACUUAAUGUUACAUACUACCCAUUGCAGUAAUUUACAAUGUUGUGCCCUGAAUUAUUCACAUAUUUAAAAUAAAUACAUUCCCUUUAUUUGA
Molecule: messenger RNA, 1682 nt
Organism: Manduca sexta (tobacco hornworm)
Lineage: Eukaryota; Metazoa; Arthropoda; Insecta; Lepidoptera; Sphingidae
Gene: ATP6AP2
Product: ATPase H(+)-transporting accessory protein 2-like
Exons: 8
Coding region: 55-1098 (347 amino acids)
Biological process (GO): positive regulation of Wnt signaling pathway
Cellular component (GO): external side of plasma membrane; membrane
Molecular function (GO): signaling receptor activity
Source: RefSeq, a predicted model, not a curated record